AUGGCCUCGUCUCAAGGGAAGAACGAGCUGAAAUUCGCCGACUGGAUGGCCACUCUGCCCGAGAGCAUCCACAGCAUCCCCCUCACCAAUUUAGCCAUCCCAGGAUCUCAUGAUUCCUUCAGCUUCUACAUUGAUGAAGCCUCUCCAGUGGGGCCUGAACAGCCAGAAACUGUCCAGAAUUUUGUCUCUGUGUUUGGAACUGUGGCGAAAAAGCUGAUGCGGAAAUGGCUAGCCACUCAAACCAUGAACUUUACUGGUCAGCUAGGAGCUGGGAUCCGUUAUUUUGAUCUUCGAAUUUCCACCAAGCCUAGAGACCCCGACAAUGAACUCUACUUUGCUCAUGGUUUGUUCAGUGCCAAAGUCAAUGAAGGCCUUGAGGAGAUCAAUGCAUUCCUCACAGAUCACCAUAAGGAGGUAGUAUUCUUGGACUUCAACCACUUUUAUGGGAUGCAGAAGUAUCACCAUGAAAAACUCGUCCAAAUGCUGAAAGACAUCUAUGGAAAUAAAAUGUGCCCAGCGAUUUUUGCCCAGGAAGUGAGUCUAAAGUACCUGUGGGAGAAGGACUACCAAGUGCUGGUCUUCUACCACAGUCCAGUGGCUCUGGAAGUACCCUUUCUCUGGCCUGGGCAGAUGAUGCCAGCACCUUGGGCCAACACCACAGACCCGGAAAAACUGAUCCAGUUUCUUCAGGCAUCCAUCACUGAGAGAAGGAAGAAGGGAUCAUUUUUUAUAUCUCAGGUGGUGCUGACCCCCAAAGCUAGCACCGUGGUCAAAGGGGUGGCCAGUGGUCUCAGAGAAACAAUCACAGAAAGAGCUCUUCCUGCCAUGAUGCAGUGGGUCCGCACGCAGAAGCCAGGAGAGAGUGGCAUCAAUAUUGUCACUGCCGAUUUCGUAGAACUUGGUGAUUUCAUCAGCACUGUCAUAAAGCUCAACUAUGUCUUUGAUGAAGGGGAAGCCAACACUUGA
This is a messenger RNA of Lagenorhynchus albirostris (white-beaked dolphin), 966 nucleotides long. RefSeq names its product phosphatidylinositol specific phospholipase C X domain containing 3 (gene PLCXD3). The transcript has 3 exons. Gene Ontology annotation, cellular component: synapse. NCBI's taxonomy places the organism in Eukaryota, Metazoa, Chordata, Mammalia, Artiodactyla, Delphinidae. Gene Ontology annotation, biological process: lipid metabolic process. The coding region runs from base 1 to 966 and encodes 321 amino acids. Gene Ontology annotation, molecular function: phosphoric diester hydrolase activity. The record is from RefSeq and is a predicted model, not a curated record.